UACGGAAGGGGCGGGCUGCAGGGGAUAGGUCAAAGGCUUCCCAAGAUGGCUGCGCCCCAGGCGGGAGGCUUCCGAGAACGCUGAUGGCGGGGGCGACGUGGAGAGGAGUGUGCUUGUGGGCGCGGCGCACGGCGCCGCUGUUGCCAGGGCGCGCUGGCCCGUUGCCAAGGACGCGCUGGACCGCGACUGGGAAGUCUCGGAGCCGACGGGAGGCAGCCGAGGCCGAGGCCGAGGCGCCCGUGUUCCAGUACGUCGGCGAGCGGGCGCGGCGCGCGGACCGCAUCUUCACGUGGGGCUUCUCGUACACGGGCGCGCUGGGCCUGCCCAGCCUGGUGAAGCCCAGCGCCGACGGGCCCGCCGCCGGCCGCAAGCCCCGCGCCAUCCAGCCAGUGCCCUACCGCCUGGAGCUGGAUGCCCGGAUUUCAUCCGCCGCCUGUGGCUAUGGAUUCACGCUGCUGUCGUCCCAGACCCGGGACAUCACCAAGGUCUGGGGCAUGGGGCUUAACAAGGAUUCUCAGCUCGGGUUUCACAGGAGCCAAAGAGGGGAUUGGCCAAGUUGGUAUCUGAGCUCCUUCCAGCAUGAACGUCGAUCUCAGUGUAGGAGAGGCAGGGGAUAUGAGUAUGUCUUGGAGCCAUCGCCGGUGCCGUUGCCUCUGGACAGACCGCAGGAGACCCGGGUUCUGCAGGUGGCCUGUGGAAGAGCCCACUCCCUGAUCCUGACGGACAGUGAAGGAGUCCUCAGCAUGGGCAACAAUUCCUAUGGGCAGUGUGGAAGAGCCGUGGUCACCGACGAGGUUUACAGCGAGAGUCACAAAGUGCACAGAAUGCAGGACUUCGAUGGACGCGUGGUGCAGGUUGUCUGUGGCCAAGACCACAGCCUGUUCCUAACGGAUAAAGGCGAGGUCUACUCGUGUGGAUGGGGCGCGGACGGGCAGACAGGUCUGGGUCACUAUGACAUCACCAGCAAGCCCACCAAGGUUGGUGGCGGCAUCGUCGGAGUGAAGGUAGUACAGGUCGCCACCUACGGAGACUUCUGUCUAGCCGUGUCUGCUGAGGGAGACCUCUUUGGCUGGGGCAACUCGGAGUACCUGCAGCUGGCGUCCGUCACCGAGGCCACCCAGGUGAACGUCCCCACACACUUGCCCUUCUCUGGGAUUGGGAAGGUCAGGCAGGCGGCCUGUGGUGGUACUGGCAGCGCAGUCUUAAAUGACGAAGGAAAUGUUUUUGUCUGGGGAUAUGGGAUUCUUGGGAAAGGGCCAAACCUCAUGGAAACCGCGCUCCCAGAAAUGAUCCCGCCCACCCUCUUUGGCCUGUCGGAUUUCAGCCCAGACGUCCGGGUGUCCCACAUUCGCUGUGGACUCAGCCAGUUUGCCGCACUCACCAACAAAGGAGAGCUGUUUGUGUGGGGCAAGAACAUCAGAGGUUGUCUGGGAAUCGGCCGCCUGGAAGAUCAGUACUUCCCCUGGAGGCCCCACUUUGGGCCUUGUUUUCUAGGUGACGAUGCCGGGGGAGCCAGUACAAGUGGCCUGUGGGGUGGACCACAUGGUGACUCUGGCUAAGUCGUUCAUCUAAGCCUGCCGCCUCCCCUGGCCGCGCUUCUCUCGGACACUGCUUGAGCUUCUGCCUUCUUGGCCCCGUCCCAUCAGCUUGUCAGUUGGACUCGUUGGGUUUGGGCCCCUGGAACAUUUGAGCCAUUUGCCUCUGUGCUGCCAGCCAAUGACUAGACCCUCAGCAGGGGAAUCCUUCUGGCCAGGGUCUGUUAGUCGUGUGUGUGUGUGUGUGUGUGUGUGUGUGUGUGUGUGUGUGUGUGUGUGUGUGUAGUUGUGGUGGGGGCGAGGACACAGCCCCCACCUUCCUUUCUCUCAGGGUCGCAUUUACGGCUAGCCCCUUCCAUGCUGAGGGCCGUAAGUCCAGACCCCCAGUCUGGGCUUUGUGCGUCCCUCCCUGGCCACAGCGCCCACAAGAACCCUGCGGGGAUGGAGAGGGAGCAGGGCCCUGGUGCCUGCUCUCCCCAUUCAUAUGUUAUCUUAUCAAACAAAUAAAAUGACAGCUUUCUCUGGGAGCAGCCGCUGGCCAGCCGAGCAGAAACUGGCCAGGGGUGGGGAAGGCGCGGCCUUUGGACCUUCAGAGUGUGUUUGAUCAGUAAGAGAUGACCCAGCAGAAUUCAUGGUUGACUUGGGGUUUCCACGGCCCCUGCUGAUGGGUUUGGGGUGCCAGAGCCGCACUGUCCUCGGCUUUUACUUAAUUGUGUCUGACCUGGCAUCCCUAGGGCCAGUCCAGACCUAGCUCUGGGUGGCCAGCCUGGACCCCUCCUGUGCUGCCUUAUCCUGCAGAGAAAGGGAGAGGGAGAGAGACAGAGAGAGAGUGCGAGAGUGCUUCAGACCCUACUGUCUGUUGGGAACGUCACAGAAUCACAGACAGGGCUCUGAAGGGGAAGCUGGCUCUUGAUACUGCUCUUGGGAGCCCAGUUAAGUGGCCCCCCAGGAGGACAACCACCUCUAUUCCAAUGCUGGGGAGCGGGGGCAUGAGCCCACCAAAUCCCGUUGGGCCAAAGGUUUCAAGUGUAGUCAGCCUUGCCCUGGAGGAGAAAAAUCAACCCAGAAGUGACUUUUUGGAAAGAAUUUCACUGAAUGUGCCUGUAAAGAAGCCCUUUCUUUUAUUCACUUUCAAAUAAAGCAAAAUGUGUUUUCUGUUA
Messenger RNA from Phascolarctos cinereus (koala), 2695 nucleotides. RefSeq names its product RCC1 like (gene RCC1L). The record is from RefSeq and is a predicted model, not a curated record. Gene Ontology annotation, molecular function: rRNA binding; guanyl-nucleotide exchange factor activity. Gene Ontology annotation, biological process: positive regulation of mitochondrial translation. NCBI's taxonomy places the organism in Eukaryota, Metazoa, Chordata, Mammalia, Diprotodontia, Phascolarctidae. Gene Ontology annotation, cellular component: mitochondrial inner membrane.